AUGGCCCUCUGUGUAUCCAUCCUAGCCCUGCGUACCCUCCCUGCUCCAGUCAAUGUUACCAUAACUUCCCUCAACUUCCAGUCUGUUCUACGCUGGAUCCCUGGGCCAGGCACUCCGUCCGGGACCAUAUACAGCAUCUGUAACAGGUUGUCACCCACACCCCACACAACCCCCAUCCAUAUUAAAUGAAAUAUGAUUAUAGUAUCACCCAUCAUAAUGAUUUUAGUUUGUUUAUCUCAUUGGAUAUUUCUACUACUGCAUUGUGGUUAGGUUUAUGGACUUAAGACAAAAUAUGUUGAUCUGAUUCCCAUGACACUUGAUAUGACUGGGUUGUAACGUGUGUCAGAGGUUAGGUGUAGUAGUAGUAGUAAUAAUAAUAAUAAUAAUAUGCUAAAAUUACAGUUUAAAUCAUAACUUUCCAGUGAGUGUUUUAUUGAAAAGCAAUGUCUUCAGUCAGAGCAUUUUUGUGUUUCACUUUGUGGCGCUAAGCGCAGGUCUUAGACAUAAGCUUUGAACUUUAACCAUAACCUUUACAUGUGUAUUGCAACAUUCAGAACAAUCUGCCUAUCUUACCAAGUGUGUUGUGGAUGGAACAUCUGACUGCAGCGUGAAGUGUUUUCUCAAGUUUUUCUUUCACUUGACCAAAGCUAACGGCUCUGUGUCGUUGUGGUUAUAGUUUGCACCCUCAUAGUGUCUCUGCUCCAGAGACAAUACUCUGCUCUGCAGGUCUUACCACUGAAAAAGGCCUGGGAAUUUGAAGGGAAUUCAAUCUUUUUAAUUACGUUUUAUUAGGAUCCCCAUUAGCUGACGCCAUAACGUCAGCUAAUCUUCCUGGGGUCCAACACAAAACUAACAAGACAUUACAAACAUUUACAGCUCACAUUAAGACAUUACAAACAUGUACAGUUCACAUUAAGACUACAAACAUUUUAACAAGUAGACAUUACAGACAAUUAAAAUACCUGACAAGUAAUACAUUUAACAUUCAUUAGAUGUUCUAUAGUAUCUGUCAUAUGGUCCAUCACAUUAGAUGUUCUAUAGUAUCUGUCCAGUCAUAUGGUCCAUCACAUUAGAUGUUCUAUAGUAUCUGUCCAGUCAUAUGGUCCAUCACAUUAGAUGUUCUAUAGUAUCUGUCAUAUGGUCCAUCACAUUAGAUGUUCUAUAGUAUCUGUCAUAUGGUCCAUCACAUUAGAUGUUCUAUAGUAUCUGUCCAGUCAUAUGGUCCAUCACAUCUCCUUCUGCUGGGAUUCUGUUGAGGCUCCAGCAAGUCAGGAAGCUGAGCUGAAAACACAGCUUUCUUUUGUUUGAACUACAGAUUUGAUUUAUUUUAGCAGGGAGUCCCAUUGAGACCAGGCCUCUUUUCCAAGGGAGCCUAGCAUGAACACUAUUUAUAAAGGGCGGCAGGUAGCUUAGUGGUUAAGAGUGUUGUGCCAGUAACCAAAAGGUCGCUGGUUCUAAUCCCCGAGCCGACUAGGUGAAAAAUCUGUCGAUGUGCCCUUGAGCAAGGCACUUAACCCUAAUUGCUCCUGUAAGUCGCUCUGGAUAAGAGUGUCUGCUAAAUGACCAAUUAUAAUUAUAAUUAUAAUUAUAAAAUGUACAACAUUUAACAAUGAAGUAAGGUAUGGUGGAAGUUUGCCCAAGAGGGCUAUAUACAAAAAGAGAGCAGUGCAUUGAUCUACAAGACUUACCAGAGGGCCUGCCUACUUUCUGAUACAGAAUGCAGUGACUAGAGAUCCUGGUUCGAAUCCAGGCUCUGCUGUAGCUGGCCGCAACCGGGAGACCAAUGGGGCGGCGCACAAUUCGUCCAGGGUAGGGGAGGGAAUGGCCGGCAGGGAUGUAGCUCAAUUGGUAGAGCAUGGCGUUUGCAACGCCAGGGUUGUGGGUUCGAAUCCCACGGGGGGCCAGUAUGAAAAUAAAAAAGAAUAAUGUAUGCACUAACUGUAAGUCGCUCUGGAUAAGAGCGUCUGCUAAAUGACACUAAAUCAGACUAAGGGGGAAAGAACAUCGUCAAUGAUGAUGUUAUUUUCUACACAGAUCAUACAACAUUAUUGCCUGAUGAUCUUCUGAACUUCCCAAUACCUUUCUGGUGCGUUUCAGUCUCUUCAAACCAUACUGUCUUUUAGAUUGACAGUAUGUCAGACUGAUUUGCGAUUAGACUAUCAUAGCCAAAUUAUGAAAGUAAACAUUGGCCGUUGAUUACGUAACUUGUUUUUAACGUGGUGGGGGUCACGAAAAUAAUUCACAUCAAAAUGGGGUUGCGGUACAAAAAAGUUUGUGAACCCCUGGUUUACUGCCAGGGACUGGCAGCAAGUUAAUUAUUUACUGUACCUUGGCUGGGAUAUCAAUCAAUCAAUCAAUCAAUCAAAUGUUAUUUAUAAAGCCCUUUUUAUAUCAGCAGAUGUCACAAAGUGCUAUACAGAAACCCAUCCUAAAACCCCAAACAGCAAGCAAUGCAGAUGUAGAAGCACGGUGGCUAGGAAAUACUCCCUAGAAAGGCAGGAACAUAGGAAGAAACCUAGAGAGGAACCAGGCUCUGAGGGGUGGCCAGUCCUCUUCUGGCUGUGCCGGGUGGAGAUUAUAACAGUACAUGGCCAUUUAAGGCCAGAUUUUACAGUGGCAAGCAAUGUUCCCUCUAAUUUUUCACGGCACUGAGCGAAUUUCAGGUCUGCUGUUCGCAAACUUGUACAUUGUGAAAAUUCAGUGCAACUUCCAGCGCACGUUUACUGUGACCACUGAGGCUGUACCCACUGUAAGUUACAGUUUAAACAGUGGCCAUGUAGGCUACUGUGGCUAUUUGAUCAUAAUGUAGGCCUACCAGAGUGGCCUACCAUCAAAAACAAUGGAGAAAAUGCAUCCCAGAACAAUUUAACAUGGAAAUAGCUGUUCUAUUAUUCAGGCUACAGUAGAAGCCAACGGGUGGUGUUCAAUGUAGGCCUACAUUCCAUGAGGCUUUUGAAAAAAAUAAUGCAGGGCUUGACAUGAACCUGUUUAUCCACUUGUCCUUCAGACGAGGAGGUGACUGAACAUGUUGUUGUGUUGUUUGAUGCAAGAAACCACUUUACAAAAUAACAUGCUUUAUUAUUCCCUUACAAUUAUUACAGAGAAUCAGACAAAUUAUGCUACCCUCUGCCUAUUGGCUACUUAUCUUAUUCAAGCCUGUCUCAAAAUACAACACUGCCCUUUUUAAGACAUAAAAAAAAAGCUUUUUACCUGACUCGCUUUUCAAAGAUGUCUAGGAAUAUACAGUGGGGAGAACAAGUAUUUGAUACACUGCCGAUUUUGCAGGUUUUCCUACUUACAAAGCAUGUAGAGGUCUGUAAUUUUUAUCAUAGGUACACUUCAACUGUGAGAGACGGAAUCUAAAACAAAAAUCCAGAAAAUCACAUUGUAUGAUUUUUAGGUAAUUAAUUUGCAUUUUAUUGCAUGACAUAAGUAUUUGAUCACCUACCAACCAGUAAGAAUUCCGGCUCUCACAGACCUGUUAGUUUUUCUUUAAGAAGCCCUCCUGUUCUCCACUCAGUUCUGCUUUUCUGAUGUAUCAAAUACUUAUGUCAUGCAAUAAAAUGCAAAUUAAUUACCUAAAAAUCAUACAAUGUGAUUUUCUGGAUUUUUGUUUUAGAUUCUGUCUCUCACAGUUGAAGUGUAGCUAUGAUAAAAAAUUACAGACCUCUACAUGCUUUGUAAGUAGGAAAACCUGCAAAAUCGGCAGUGUAUCAAAUACUUGUUCUCCCCACUGUACAUAUUUUGUGCUCUUGUAGGAAGCAAUCACUCCCCUAUUGCUGACUACAAAUGAUCUAUAACUGGGAUAAUAACUCACUAACUACCAAAGGAUAUGAACAAAAUGUGCACACGUGGCUACAUGCAGCUCUCGCUUUGAUCUCAAAACAAGCGCAUCUACUCACGACCACAGCUGUAAACACAGUCCAGAUCAAAGUAAAUGGCACAGAUCCAUGUAUGGCAAUGGUCUGUUUUGCAUAUAGGACUACAGCAGCUCUGAUUGGUUAAUGUCGCACCGGUCUGUGUAAGCUGAGUGGUGUUUGUCAAUGCAAUAGAAUCCUACUCCGAUGCGUUCUGCAUAUAACAAAAUCUCUUGCAUAGUUUAUUUUGUUUUCGGUAUGUUGCAUUGAAAGUGUUUUAAUAUUGCGUCGAUUCGAUCACUAUUGCCACAGUAAAAGGGAAACGUUGAUAGUGUUAACUAACAGGGAAAACUCUAGAUAGUUGAGUGAAGUUCAAUCUCGUGCUUCUCUCUGUGGGUUGAUACAGUAUUUCUUCUGCGUGCAGUCCCGGGGCAGCUGGACGGCAGCAGUGUCGGGCUACUCCACGCAGCUUAGAGCGAACAUUGGCACUGGCAAGUGCAUUCAUAUAGAAGAUACCGCCGUAGUCUAAAGCCGGUAUGAAUGUAGACUGAAUGAUUUGUUUUCUGCUAUUUAACGAAAGACAUUCCCUAUUCCUCUUAACUAACUCAUCUAUAUGUUUUUUUUUUUUAAAGAGAUAGCUUUUCGUCAAUCCAGAUAUUUAUAACCAAAUCCAAAUACCCAGAUAUUUAUAACCAAAUCCAGAUACCCAGAUAUUUAUAGCACUGGACACCAUCAAUGUGGGCACCAUCCAAUGUAUAUAUGCAUAAAUCAUCAGAUACAUUUCUAAUCUUUUUGGAAUAUAUUAUGUGCGUAGAUAAAUACUCUUAAGCCAUUAUGGAACAGGAAAGACUCCUAAAGCAGUAAUGUGGCUACACACAACACUCUGAAGCAGAAUAGGUCUUGUUGAGGACUGAAGACCACAUUGAUUAUCAAAUUAUAAUUAUUUGGAAUCCAAAAGAACUCACUGUACUUUGUCAAUAAAGUUAUUGAACUAGAUCUACUUUGUUAUUUUAUUUAUAAAAAAUGUACCUCCUUAUUUCUAUUUUAGCAGCGAAGACAACAUCAAACCGAAACAUCAAACCAACACGACAAAUCAGAAGCUGGAUCUGAAGUACCCCAAAGAACGAGCCAUAUUAUAUGUUCAGGCUUCCCACAAACGCUUAGUGUCGCCAUGUGUAAACAUCAACUUCACCCCCUUCACAAAGAGUACGUCUGCUGGUAAUGUUGUCUUGCUAAUAGGCAGAUGAUGAUACUUCUGCUAGGGUUUUUUAACCAGGUGUGAGUGCCAUUAUUUACAUUAGCCAAGUUGACAUCUCACAACACAAUCUAGGCAUGUAUUUGGGGCGUGAACGUGUCUGUUUUUAUAAUGUUUUUGUAAAAACAAAAAUACUAAAUAAAAAGUGAAAUGAUGCUACAGUACCAUUUUGUCUUCCACAGCUCGUAUUGGUCCUCCAACAUUUUCUUUGGAUGGAUGUGGCAGUUGCCUGGUAAUCAACAUCACGCUGCCUGAGAUGAGAACCAUUAAAGAUGUCUAUGGGAGCACCCUAUCCUUUAGCAUUUUCUGGAAGAAAGCAGGAGAGACGCAGGUAAAAACAAGAGUACCUAUCCUUUCCCUGUCUUCAUUGUAGUGUCAAAUUGUAAUUAUUAUUAUUUUUUACAAAUGAUGACAAUGUGGACUAUUUCAUCUAAAUGAAUACUCUUUCAUCAUAUUCAUUUUCAGUUUCAAGAGACCCUUAUAACUCAUUCAAGUUAUGUGCUGGAGAACUUGAAGGUGGGCGUAGAGUUGAAGACCCACCUGCCUAGAGCACUGGUGAGAAAUUGAUCUAUCUUGUAGCUAACCACACCCCACACUCUCACUCAUUUUUGUUCAAUUCAAUUCAAAGGGCUUUAGUGGCAUGGGAAACAUAUGUUUACAUUGCCAAACCCAUCUCUCUCACAACUCUCUCGCUGUUCGUCUGUGAUAUUAUUUGUUUGUAUUUGCCGUUGUUUCAAUGUUGAUCUGUUGGUCCAGGAUGUGAAUUUGUGGAGCUUAAGAAAUGCAAAGCCAAAGUAAAUUCCUGUUAAAGCCAAAUAAGAUUCACUUCAACUCUUUCAUGCCCUGUAGUCCACAUAAAGUGAAAUCAGCAUCAGGCAGUGACAUCACUGUGACUUUCUCUGUGUCUAACACAGCCUCUCUCUCCUCCCUCUCUCCAUGCAGACUGCCCUGGUUGAGGGCUACUUCGUCACCCCAGAGAGAAUAGUUCCUGACCUGGUCUCGAUAUCCUCUGAGCCAGAGGAACAAGGGAAGACCCUCGGACCAAAAACACACCACAACAGAGAGAACACAAACCAAGAAGGGGAGGAGGAGGAAGAGGAGGAGGAGGAGGAGGAGGGGGGGGGGAAAUGA
This is a messenger RNA of Coregonus sp. 'balchen', 6243 nucleotides long. The record is from the annotation of a GenBank genome assembly. Lineage: Eukaryota; Metazoa; Chordata; Actinopteri; Salmoniformes; Salmonidae.